This is a messenger RNA of Electrophorus electricus (electric eel), 1990 nucleotides long. It is a transcript of the gene riox1, whose product is annotated as ribosomal oxygenase 1. Gene Ontology annotation, molecular function: histone H3K4 demethylase activity; histone H3K36 demethylase activity. Gene Ontology annotation, cellular component: nucleolus. NCBI's taxonomy places the organism in Eukaryota, Metazoa, Chordata, Actinopteri, Gymnotiformes, Gymnotidae. The record is from RefSeq and is a predicted model, not a curated record.
UGGCAACAUGGAGAGCAGCAUGUCAGCUUUUGCCUAUUACCAGUCAGUCAAGCAAAAAGCGGCGUUAAUGCAGGUCUGUCCAUCCGUCAAGAGGACGAGAAAAAGAAAAGAGACUGUCUUAGCGCUAUUGGAGAAAAAUGGGAAAAAAAUCAAAAGUAAGCAUACUGCUCGCAGAAGAGCAAACAAGGAGGAGAAUCAGGAAGGACCCGUCACUGAAGAGCCGUGCCUGUCGAACGGGACCGAGCGUGUAGGUGGCGAGACCCUGCACGUGCUCCUUACUGACCUGGUUAAGGUCAGCAACAGCAGAGACAGGGCCAGCAAGCUGUUUCAGUGGCUCCUCUGUCCCGUUCUGUCCAAAACGUUUUUCAGAGCGCACUGGGAGAAGAAGCCCCUCCUGAUCAGGCGCCAGAAUCCGGAUUAUUACAAGGGACUGUUCUCGACGGCUGAGUUUGACCGCAUUUUGAGAAACGACGACGUCCAGUAUGGGGUGAAUCUCGAUGUUACAAGCUACGCAAAUGGCAGAAGAGAGACACACACUCCUCCAGGGAGGGCGCUGCCUUAUACAGUGUGGGAUUUCUACGAGAGUGGGUGCUCGCUGAGGAUGCUCAACCCUCAGGCUUUUUCUUCCACGGUCUGGAACGUUCUCUCCAUUCUGCAGGAAAUAUUCAGCAGCAUGGCAGGAGCCAAUGUGUAUCUGACUCCGGCAGGAACACAGGGAUUUGCCCCUCAUUACGAUGACAUAGAAGCAUUUAUUGUGCAGUUGGAAGGGAAGAAGCACUGGAGAGUGUAUAACCCACUGUCUGAAGAUGAAAAGUUGCCUCUUGUGCCAAGUCCUAAUUUCAGUCAGGCUGACAUUGGGAAGCCUAUAAUGGACGUUGUACUGGAGGCAGGGGACCUGCUCUACCUGCCUCGUGGAAUCAUUCACCAGGGAAACUGUCUCCCCGACGCCCACUCCCUGCACAUCACCAUCUCCUCCUUUCAGAGAAACAGCUGGGGAGACCUGCUCCUCAAGGUCAUGCCAGCAGCUUUGGAGACAGCAAUGGAGGAAGAUGUGGAGUUCAGGAAGGGGCUGCCCAUAGAUUACCUCACUUUCAUGGGAGUGCAGAACUCUGACAAGGAGGAUCCACGCAGGGACAAAUUUUUGUCCCACAUUCAGGGUUUGAUGAAGAAGCUUGUGUCCUAUGCUCCAGUAGAUGCUGCUGUGGACCAGAAGGCAAAGGAGUUCCUGCAUGACUGCCUGCCACCUCUGCUAACUCCAGAGGAGAAGGCCAGCAGCGUGUGGGGGGCACCUGUGAGAUGGGACGAUGGAGAGACAGUAGACAUGGCUGUACAUAUAAAGACGCAGACCAAAAUCCGCCUCCUCCGCGGAGGAGCGGCUAGACUGUGCAGUGAUGGCGAAGCUGUCUGCCUUUUCUACACCACCGAGAACUCCAGGGUUUACCACAAAGACGAGCCCAAGAGCAUAGAGAUCAAAGUGGAGCACACAGACGCUGUGGAGUUUCUGAUUCACACAUACCCAGAGUUCGUCCCUGUUUGCAGUUUACCAUGUGAGACAGCUGAGGACAAGGUAUCUUUGGCAGAGCUGCUGUUUGAGAAAGGAGUAAUCCACACAUCCGAACCUUUGAUGUCAAAGUGAAAGGAUCAUUUGUUGACUCCAGACGACGUAUACCAAGCACAGGAACAGUCUUUGUUGUACCUUUAUUUUCCAUGGAAACUAAUUUCAUGUAGGAAAAAAAAGAAUAAAUCAGUAGUGUAUUUGAAGCACAACUCUCAAAUAUCCAGAACCUUUGCAGUAAAUGAUUUCCCUUAAAGUUUGAGCUUAGCGUGAUGGCUGUUGAUUAGCGUCAUGCUGUUUUUAAUGGUCGUCGUUUCUAACAAGGUUGGCAGAACUGAUGUGAAGCACCAUGCUGCUACAUCUCUCCUUUAUGAAGAACCCUCAGCCUAGUAAAAAUGAAAUGGAAGGUCAGUGCUUUACAAAAAAAAAAAAAAA